Molecule: messenger RNA, 1909 nt
Organism: Conger conger (European conger)
Lineage: Eukaryota; Metazoa; Chordata; Actinopteri; Anguilliformes; Congridae
Gene: flad1
Product: flavin adenine dinucleotide synthetase 1
Exons: 8
Coding region: 155-1726 (523 amino acids)
Biological process (GO): FAD biosynthetic process
Molecular function (GO): FMN adenylyltransferase activity
Source: RefSeq, a predicted model, not a curated record
CUCCGCCUUCUCACAAAUGCAUUGGCUAAGUGGCUAAACAGCGACACUCCUUUAGCUGUGAUUGGUCAUUUUGUGUCGUCGGGCAUACAGGCCACAGCUAGGACUGGUGAUACAGGACAAGAACGUACGAGAUAAAUAAGCUCAGCUGGCUUGAAUGCUGCAGGCCUUGCCUAAACUGAGCAGAGCAGCAAAGCGUGUCUGGCGACUGGGAGCCCAGGUCACUGCUAUGUCCCAAACCAAUCAGUGCAGUACCGCCUCCAAGUGUGAUGGGGACGCUGUCACUGCUGCGAUCCUUAUUAUUGGCGAUGAGAUACUGAAGGGACACACCCAGGACACGAACAGUGCCUUCCUGUGCCGAGCUCUCCGUAAGCUGGGCGUUUGCGUGCAGCGCAUCACGGUGGUGCCGGACCAGCAGGACCUGAUCGCCAAAGAGGUUCAGUCCCUGUCCUCCCUCUACACCCACCUGAUCACCUCGGGGGGCAUCGGCCCCACCCACGACGACGUGACCUUCGAGAGCGUGGCGCUGGCCUUCGGCGAGCAGCUGUACCCGCACCCGGAGCUGGCCCAGCUGGUGAAGGAGUUCUUCGGCGCGGUGGACACGGAGAGCGCUGCCAUGAAGCUAGCCAUGGUGCCCGUGUCCUCCAAGCUGAACUACGGGACGGACCCCCAGACGGGGCAGCUGCUGCGCUACCCUCUGGUCAGCGUGCGUAACGUCUACAUCUUCCCCGGGAUCCCGUCCCUCCUGGAGCGCGCGUUCAGUGGACUCUCGCACCUGUUCGCCGGCUCCGGGACCACCUUCCACACGCAGGAGGUGUUUGUGGACGCUGACGAGGCUGCCAUCGCGCCCGUGCUGACGCGCCUCCAGGCCGGCUGGGGGAAGAGGGUGUCUCUGGGCUCGUACCCGGACUGGCUGAGUAACUACCACCGUGUGCGGCUGGUGCUGGACUCCAACAGCGCAGAGGAGGUGGAGCGUGCCCGGAGCCAGCUGCUGGACGAGCUGCCCAAGGGGAGCGUGGUUCCCCUGGUGACCGACCCGGUGUCCCUCGCCACCGCGGAGGUGUACGCACUGGGGAACAGCGGCACCCCAGUGGGGGAGAAAGUUGCGUCGGCGCUGAGGACCAUUGAGACGGCCUUGGACCGGUACUCUGCAGGAGAGAUCUGUGUGGGCUUCAAUGGGGGAAAGGACUGCACAGCCCUACUGCACCUGUACUACGCUGCUCUGAAGAGGAGGUACCCGGAGGGUAAAGACCGUGUCAAGGCACUUUACAUUCGAAUCGUCUCUCCCUUUCCCGAGAUGGAGAGAUUCCUGCAGGACACCAUAAAGAGGUACGACCUGGACCUGUUCUCCGUGGAGGGCAGCAUCCGGCAGGCCCUGAGCGAGGUGCAGGAGCGGCGGCCUGAGCUGAGGGCGGUGCUCAUGGGCACCAGGCACAGCGACCCGUACUCCCACACCCUCACGCCCCUGUGCCCCACCGACCCGGGCUGGCCUGAGUACAUGAGGGUCAACCCCCUGCUGGACUGGACAUAUCAUGACAUCUGGUCGUUCCUAAGGACCCUCUAUGUGCCGUACUGCAUCCUGUAUGACAAAGGCUACACCUCCCUGGGCAGCAUGGACAACACCACCAGGAACCCCGCUCUACAGGCGGUGGACGGCAGGGGCGUGACCCGCUACAAGCCAGCCUAUCACCUGGUGAAUGAGGAGGAAGAGCGUAAUUCCAGGGAGUGACGUCACCGGCGAUGCCCUACUGCAUAACCCACCCGCCCCGCCGUGCAUAUGAACCCGUCAUAGGCUGAGGAGAGCAGGCUGAGGAGAGCAGGCUAUGGAAGGAAUCAUGUCAAGGAGGGAUCGGAGAAAUUACUGAGAUUAAACAGACAGGUCAUAAACGGGGGGAAGCAGUGGCCUCAGAUC